ACAAAUAGUCAAAUAUGGCUAAAGUUACCAUCGGAACACUCACAACAUACAAUCAUGAGGUUCAGGAAUGGUCGACCUACAAAGAUCGACUCGAGCAGUGGUUUUUAGCAAAUAGUUUGGACGACACGGAAGAUAAAUCAAAAGUUAAGCGUCGCGCGGUUUUAUUAAGUAGUUUAUGCGAAAACACUUAUAAGUUGGUGCGUGAUUUAGCCCUUCCUAGUGAUGUGACGACUUUAAACUACGAUGCCGUUGUUAAACUCCUGGACGAUCAUCUCGAAACUGUGAAAUGCGGGUUUGCGGAGAGGUUCAAAUUUCAUUCCGCGGCUCAACAGGCGAACGAGAGUUUACCGGAGUGGGCGGCGCGAGUUCGCCGGCUCGCUGCUCAUUGUGGAUUUUCGACAUCAGUGUUAAACGAGACCCUUCGUGAUCGGUUUGUCCUUGGCAUGCAGCCAGGGCCAGAAAGGGAUAAGCUUUUCACCAAACCGUUGGCAGACCUCACGCUGAAUAAAGCGUUGGAGCUGGCAGAAGCUAUACGGUGUGCUCGGCAGGGUUCAUCCCAGGCAGUAGCGUGCGCAGGGAUGAAUACAACUACACAGGAGCAGGCCGUACUUAAGAUAGCGGCCACGUCAUCAGCGCGCGCGCCGGGACCAGCUCAGCGCGAUAACGUAUGCCCAGCGUGCGGGUACAAAGGUCACAGCUCGGAGACUUGCAAGUUUACGAAGUACAGGUGCAAAACGUGUGGUCAACGAGGACAUUUGCGUAGGAUGUGUCAAAAAAAUAGUGCAAAACUCAACUUUAUCGAGUGUUGCCCAGAGGAGGAAGAGGUAGGCGAUGACGUGCUCACAGGCUAUUAGUUAUGGUGGUAAUCGUGUGACGGAGUUCUUAAAUAGAGAUAUAGUUUUAGUUAAGAUAUAUAAAGCCCACAAAUCGAGCUGGGUGAAAGGUACCAUUGUAAAAAGACUCGGUGCUACAGUAUACCUAGUGAGUUUGCUUGGUUGCAACACUGUGCUAAAAAAACACACAAAUCAACUUUUAAAGUACAAAGGGGAGAACGUUGAGAGUUGGCACGAAAGAGAGAGUAGUAGUACUGGUCAAACUUCAUCGAGUGAGAUGGGUAUGCCGCCCAUCGUCUUGUCGCCCACGACUUCGGGUCUCAUCGGUCAGCAGUCUGAUUCGAACUCGACGUUGAAUGCGCCGAGAUCACCUGACAACUGGGCCGGCUGCGAAGUGGAUUCGACUCUGCCCACCACCAGUGCCGAGGGCCAAGCCACCCCUCCAGGUCCUUUGCCCGCCCUGGACGCCGAGACACCGACACCGCCACCGCUCCAGGUCGGCGCGGCCCCGCUGCCCCCGCCGCCGCCGCCGCCGGCACAGAACGCCGCGGCAUCGGCACGGACUACGGCGACUCGCACUGACCAACCAACUCACGAACCAUCUAAACGACCCCGAAACGUCGUUAAUUAUAAGAAAUAUUUUUAGACUAAGGGUGGAGGGAUGUUGUAGCUAUAAGUAUGCAUAUGUACUCAUAGGUUAAGUACCGUUGGCUGCGUCCAACGGCGGUCCGUUAGUCGAAUACAGGACUUCUUUGAGCGAG
This is a messenger RNA of Leguminivora glycinivorella, 1594 nucleotides long. RefSeq names its product formin-like protein 7. The transcript is spliced from 2 exons. The record is from RefSeq and is a predicted model, not a curated record. Bases 832 to 1479 code for a protein of 215 amino acids. NCBI's taxonomy places the organism in Eukaryota, Metazoa, Arthropoda, Insecta, Lepidoptera, Tortricidae.